UUUUCAUGCGUCACAGUGCAAGUGUGUGCAAUGCACCCAUUGUACUUCCGGGUUUGGCAGAAUUGAAUUAGAAGAUUUUGACAGUGAUCACUUUUUUCGAAGUCAGAGGAGAUUUAAUAUCGGAUUUAUGCCCGGGAAUUCAAAAUGACAUCACAAGGAUCUCAUAAUGGACCUAUGCAUAAAAUUGUCGUUGUUGGAGGCGGAGGUGUUGGUAAAAGUGCCAUUACGAUACAGUUUAUACAGUCUUACUUUGUAACGGAUUAUGACCCAACGAUAGAAGACUCGUACACCAAACAAUGCGUUAUAGAUAACGUCGUCUGUAAAUUGGACAUUCUUGACACAGCAGGCCAGGAUGAAUUCAGUGCAAUGAGAGAGCAAUACAUGAGAACGGGUGAUGGAUUCUUACUAGUGUUUGCCCUUACAAACAGAACAAGUUUUGAUGAAAUUUACAAGUACCAUCGGCAGAUCCUCCGCGUCAAGGAUAGGGACGAAUUCCCCAUGAUCCUCAUCGGAAACAAAGCAGAUUUGGAGGAAAGCAGAGUAGUUUCAGCACAGGAAGCCAAGGAGCUCGGAAAUGAACUAAAGCUCAAAUACCUUGAGGCCAGUGCCAAGACACGCAUGAAUGUCGAUGAUUCUUUCUACGAACUCGUCAGGAGAAUAAGGAAAUUUCAAGCAGAUGAGAACCCGCCGAUCACAGCCCAACGGAAACCAAACGGCAAGCGGUCAUGUACGAUUCUCUAAAAGUAAAUGUGUGCCGAUGCCUUUAUGUUUCUAUUUUUAUAUAAUAUGCUUCGAAGAUCCCAAGCUCGCCAGAAAGUCAAAAGUGCCAUGAUAUUUUAAGUGCAUUGUACUUGUGUAAGAUGUGAACAUGGUUUGAUUUUUUCGUGUUUGUGUGAGAAUGAGAGUCACCUUCAAUGCGAGGUGAAAGUCACCUUCAGUGCGAGGUGAAAGUCACCUUCAGUGCGAGGUGAAAGUCACCUACAGUGCGAGGUGAAAGUCACUGUCAUGCUGAGAUGAAAGUCACUUUCACAUUUAGAUUAAAUGCUCUGGCUCCAAAUCCAAGUUUCUGGGGCCGGUCGCACAACACUUGGUAUUAUUACAUGUACGUGUAUAACAAAUUUGCAAUAUUCAGUAUAUGCUAUGAAAAUCGGUUAAUUUGAUUGGCCGAUACAUGUACAGUGAACUAGUUAUAGCAAUUGUGCAUUUUUUAUCACAACAACUCUGCAUGAAACAGGACCCAAAGGCCCAUUUCAUGAAGAGUUACAAGUAUUGUAAUUCAGCUAUUUAUGGCAAAGCUACAUGUACCAUGGUACCAGGGCUCAGCAGCCAAUCACAAUCAAGGUUUCCAUGCUACGUACAAUUAAUGGCAAAGUUACCAUAUUGGCAAGUAUUUAUGAAAACAGCUCCCAGACCUGAGGAUGUUUCAUGAAAGUUGUCAACACUGACUAAAUGCUUACAGUUAAUAGUCAGUGAAAUCUUUGGUUUUGAUUGGCUCAGAAGGUCUGGCCUCUGACUGUUACUAUAUUAACUGUCAGAGAAAGACAACUCGUCAGUGCAGACAACUUUCACGAAACGUUCCUCUGUUUGUAGAAGGGCUAUAACAACUUGACACGAGAUCCGAAAGAUUGUAGUCCUGGGAGAUUUGUUUUUUCCAGGGCUGAUUUCUUUAUAUAUUUUUUUUUCUCUGAGAAUCAUCAAGAUAUACAUAUACUGUUUAUUUUUUUUAAAAACAGAAAUACCCAUUCAUGUAGUCUAUAAAAUGAAAUAAUAUACAAUUUGUAUAACGCACGUAUCCACCUUCGCUCGGUGCUCAAGUCACUCCUAUAUUACCUGGCUUAGCCAGUCUUCAGAUUCUGAUGCACACAGCUUUUUGAGGAAUUACUUCCUGCCCUUACCCAUUUACCUCACCUGGGUCGAGUGCAGCACAAUGUGGGUAAAUUUCUUGCAGAAGGAAAUCAUGCCAUGGCUUGGAAUCAAACCCAAGUCCCUCUGAUUGAGAGACGAGAGACUAGACCAAAGCAUGACAGAGCACUCAAGAUUUAAUGCUAUGAUGGGCCAGGCAUAAAAAUCGGUUUGCAAAGACCUCUGAAGUAAAAUAAGCCUCUGUUAAUAUUGCAUGGAUUUAUGGAAUCACUUUUAUACAGAUGAAAAUGUAGACCUCUCUAUGGUUAGAUUCAACUCUGUGUUCUGUAUUGUUUUAAUAUUCUAUAUUGCACACUGUUCCCUCCAUGUUUACUUAAAAAUAUAAAAAUCACGACCCCAGAUAUUAUUCCCACUCAUGUUAUUUCUUUAGGUUUUGUUGCAUGUUUUACUGAAAAUUUUCACAAACUUAACAUUAUGUACUCUAAAAACUGAGCAUCCCCACAACAAGCUCGGUUGGUUCGCUUAUUUGCUUUUGAGUUUAUUCAAAAAUUUUAACGCAUCUUGACCCCCCCCUCUCAGGAAAAAAUUCUGUGUACGGCCAUGUCCCAUGCCAUUCUACCAUUGCAAUACCUUCAAAAAACAUACACUUUUUCAAACCAACAAACUAAUAUAAUGUAUAAGAAGAAGUGUGGCAUUUUAAUGACUGUUAAUAAUUUAUGCAGUGUGCAGAUAGUUUGACAAGUGUCCUAGUUUUCUAGAUAUUUUAUAAUUUAAUAACCAGUAUUGAGUCUGUGAGCAUUAGACUAGCCUGUGAAGUAUGGCAAGCCAAUCAUUCCUAACUUCAUUAUUUUAACAAAUGUCAACGUGUCAUGUGUAAUCUGUAUGACGGGGGUCGGCUCUCUCUUUAUCAGUCCUAUCUCAUUUAGUAGCCAGCUGUGAUAAGAAUCUAACCAUCUUCAAAGACAUGAUGCUCCCCUAAUGAUUCAUUAGACUACCAUCACACAUGCCUUGGUAUAAAAUUGAUUGCUCCAACCCCACCCCCUCCCCGCUCCCAGACGCCCCCUUUCCCUCCUUAUCGGAAGGUUUAUUUUCACUUGGUAUACUGGCAGAUAGUCUAUUAAAUUCCUAGAUUGUUUAACGCUAUCAGUGCUAAACACAUUUGAUCUACUAGUAGAUGGCCUUAUUCUGAGAUAUGUCUAACAUGGUCUAACUGUCAGAUUGUCUAAAUGGCUAAACCCACUUGGUCUAAGAACCGACAGAUCUAAUUCUCAGAUGUAGGUCUAACACUACCAUGACUAAACCCACUUGGUCUACUAGCAAAUGGUCUAAUUUUCAGAUUGUCUAAACCCCAUCAUUGCUAUUAGUUUUAUUUGCAAAACAUUUAAAAUGUUUUGAAAACCUUAUAGUCUUUGGGUUUUAUAUUACUGGUAUUUUACUAACAUAUAAAAAUGUGAACGCACCCAAAACCAGCAACUCACAAGCUCUUUAAGUAGUAACCUAUCAUCUUUGUCUAUUAUGGCAGCUGUAACCAUCAAUGUUUUAUUCAUUAAAUGAAAAAAACAACAUACUCUUCACACAUCAAUCUUAACUAUUAAAGACAUGGGGGGGGGGGGGGUGAGACAUAGGGGGAACAGUAUCUCCCCCUCCCCCGUUUCAGUAUUAGAUAGAGCAGCAGAUCAAUCUCUGACAUGGGCAAGGGUUGGGGAGGGGAGACAAACAGAGAACAUGUACUCCCCCACACAUUUUUAUCAUUUCAUAAAGAGUACUACACUCUACACACAUCA
Messenger RNA from Lytechinus variegatus (green sea urchin), 3647 nucleotides. It is a transcript of the gene rras2, whose product is annotated as ras-related protein R-Ras2-like. NCBI's taxonomy places the organism in Eukaryota, Metazoa, Echinodermata, Echinoidea, Temnopleuroida, Toxopneustidae. Gene Ontology annotation, cellular component: plasma membrane. The coding region runs from base 145 to 741 and encodes 198 amino acids. Gene Ontology annotation, molecular function: GTP binding; GDP binding; GTPase activity. The transcript is spliced from 6 exons. The record is from RefSeq and is a predicted model, not a curated record. Gene Ontology annotation, biological process: signal transduction.